Messenger RNA from Labrus mixtus (cuckoo wrasse), 3537 nucleotides. RefSeq names its product leucine-rich repeat transmembrane neuronal protein 4. The record is from RefSeq and is a predicted model, not a curated record. The coding region runs from base 568 to 2391 and encodes 607 amino acids. Gene Ontology annotation, molecular function: protein binding. NCBI's taxonomy places the organism in Eukaryota, Metazoa, Chordata, Actinopteri, Labriformes, Labridae. The transcript has 3 exons.
UCUAAUCCUCCUCCAACAUCAUUCCUGUUGCUAUACAACUGAUUUAUUCGUGAUGCCACGGUCAACGGCUCUAAUCCACAGCAGACUGCGCCUUUCCCCUCCGCUCUCCUCCAAGAAAUCAGGAAACAUCCAACUUGUCGGCUUUGGACCGCAGUUUUUUUCCUCACUAAAUUCUCCCCUUGGUUGGUUUCCAGAGUCUUUUCCGUCACUUAACCUAGAUUUAACAUUUGGCGACUCGGUCUUUCAAAUGUGUUUUAGAGCCUCCCAGAGCGCGCGCUAAACAGUGUCAUUCUCACGAGCCUGCAAGCCUGAGUGCGCCCAUCCAAGGACUUUGAAAGGUGGUCUGAAAUAUGCAUUUUUUUCAGGCUGAUGUUGUGCGGUAACGUAGGAAACUACAGGCAGAGGUGGAUGCACACCUUCUGGAGCUACUCACAUCUCCGACAGGUGUGCGGCCGUGCGCAAAUCGGAUCCGGCUGCGACGCAAAUUGCGUUUAUGUUCCUUGAAGACGUCCUGGGUGCGUGUCCAACUAUUUUGGACAAAACCUCUAACAUGUGGACCCGGGACGCAUGCAACAAACAGCCCUAAACACGAGGAUGAGCCGACCCGCCACAAAUAUGGGACUUCUCGUGCUGUUCAGAUGGCUUGUAUUCACAGUUGUGGUGCCCGCCUGGCUGCUUGCUUCUCCAAGCAGCGUCCGUGAGCGUCCCUGCCCCCUGAGCUGUAGAUGUGAUGGGAAAAUAAUAUACUGUGAAUCCAAUGCUUUCCGUGAUGUGCCAAGCAAUGUGUCUGUAGGCACACAGGGCCUCUCCCUGCGCUACAACAGCCUGGCCAACCUCAGAAGCCACCAGUUUGCAGGUCUGAGCCAACUGGUUUGGCUCUACCUGGACCAUAAUUACAUCAAUGCCGUGGAUGGUCAGGCUUUCCAUGGGAUACGGAGGCUCAAAGAACUGAUCCUCAGCUCAAAUAAGAUCACACUGCUCAAGAACAACACGUUUCAUGAUGUUCCUAAUUUACGUAACCUCGACCUCUCCUACAAUAAGCUGCAGGUUCUCCAACCCAAGCAGUUUUUCGGUCUACGGAAACUUCUCAGUUUACACUUGAGGUCAAACUCCUUAAAAACCGUCCCCAUGCGAGUUUUCCUCGACUGUCGUAACCUUGAGUUUCUCGAUAUCGGCUACAACAGGCUGCGGAGCCUCACACGCAACGCCUUCGCGGGACUCAUGAAGCUCAUAGAGCUUCACCUGGAGCACAACCAGUUCUCAAAGAUAAACUUUUCCCACUUCCCCCGUCUGACUAACCUCAGGGCGCUUUACUUGCAGUGGAACCGUAUCAAACUGCUCACCCAGGGCCUGCCGUGGAUGUGGACUUCAUUGCAAAAACUGGAUGUCUCGGGGAACGAGCUCCAAGUGUUGGACCCGAGCACAUUUCAGUGUCUCCCUAAUCUGCAGACACUUAACCUGGACUCCAACAAACUGAGCAAUGUGUCUCAGGAGACUGUAGAGGCCUGGAUCUCCCUCACCACCAUUAGUUUGGCUGGUAAUUUAUGGUACUGUAAUCCCAACAUAUGUCCCCUGGCGGCCUGGCUCCAGGCCUUUAAGGGUAACAAGGAGACUACGAUGAUUUGUGCUGGUCCUAAGGAGGCUCAAGGAGAGAAAGUGACAGAUGUGGUGGAGACUUAUAAUAUCUGUACAGCAACACCUUCUCCUAUCACAACCACCACAACAACAACCACUUCCCCUCUCACUUCUAUGUUUCAGCCUGCGCUGCCUCCUCUUCCCACAUUGCCUGUGGUGGAUAAGAAGCUGAUCUGGAACAGGACAGCGUCCCCUACUCCCACCGAGGCCUCCCCCACCAUCCCUCUGCCAGACACUGAGUAUGUGUCCUUCCACAAGAUCAUAGCUGGUACUGUGGCCCUCCUCUUAUCUGUGGCUAUAAUUCUCCUGGUUAUCUAUGUGUCUUGGAAGCGCUAUCCGAGCAGUAUCAAACAGCUUCAGCAGCGCUCGGCGGUCAAAAAGCGCCAGAAAAAGGCGCGGGAGACCGAGCGCUCCCUUAAUUCACCACUGCAAGAGUACUAUGUGGACUACAAGCCUUCACACUCAGAGACUAUGGAUGUGCUGGUUAAUGGGACAGGACCUUACACAUACACCAUCUCAGGCUCCAGGGAAUGCGAGAUUCCGGGCCAGCUGAGUGCUCUUACGUUGUACAGGUGUGAGCAGUCGGUUCUGGAUUAUUGCCAUGCCCACCUGUCGCUGCACCUCAAUAUGGGCAUGGAGCCCCCGACUCAGGCACUGGGAGAUCCGAGGUCAGCCAGGUACCACCCGGGGAUAAUGGCUGCCCUCCCCUCUGAGCCUGUGCUGCCUUGCCCCCAGACCCACUCCCUCCACCAGUGAGCUGGGGCAAAGAGGCUCCAGACUCCUGUAUGUAUGCUGCACAGUCAUUGGACCACUCCGAAAAAAAAUGCAAGGCUAUGUGCGAGAAACUGGAACUGGUCAAGAAGCAAAGGAGACAAUUAAUCUUCCUGGACUGAGAGUAAUGAAAAUGAAAAUAUUUCUCAGUGGAAAUAAAGGGUUGCAGCGGUAUCGAUUUGUGAGCCUCUCACCUACCUGACCCUCAGUGUCCUCAAUUAGCAAAGGAGGCUGAGCAGCAGCAUGACUUUCCACGUUCUGCUCUGCCUCCUGAGGAGUAUUAAGGAUAAUAAUUUAAUGAUUUGUUAAUCUUAUUAAACAUUUUUCCUCAGCUUCUCCUCGUCCUGGCAACUCUCUGCUGCGUCAGGUAAAGUAAUCACAUGCAAAAUGGUAAGAAGAGAGCGGGGGAACAGCAUGAUAAGUAAUUGAGUAGCAGAACAAAUGAAAGAUCAGCCAAGCUAAAAGGUUUGCCGCUGCUUUUUCUGAUCAGGUUGUCAGUCAGAGGUCUCUCUCCAACUCAAAUCCCCUGUUGCAUUUUUUCAUCUCCAGAAAGGAGACGCCCUAAUGAAAUCACCCAAGACGAAGGAAAGAAGAAAAUAACGGACUUUAAUUGUCAUAUAAAAUGUACAGCCUACACAUCUUGCCGGCAGUAAGUUGAAUUUACAUGGUGACUUUUGAUUUCCUAAAUGAUUUGGGAUGUUUAUCACAUCAUAACUUAAUUAAUCAAGCUGAGAAAUAAACAAAAUAAACAGUAAGUUCAGAUCUGGAUGCACUGGGAUUUCUGAUGUUUACUUUACAUCAUCCAUUUAAAUCACUCUUGUAGUUAAUGUUUUUUUUUUAAGUGUGUUCUUCUACCAACUUUCUGAUUGUGCACUCAUAUAUCUACAUGUGUGUGCUUUUUACAAGAUGUUACAAUAUAAUAUAUGGUCAAUAAACUGUGGUAACUGACCGGUACUGGUGUCAUUCCUCAAGAUCAGUGGUUUAAACUCAAACACUGUCUGCGUCGGUGUUUGAGACUGAAGCACUGAAGGCACGACUGAUUAUGUGUCUGUUUUUACUGAUCAAGACCCUGAUGGUAACGUUGCAUUUCUCUCCCCUUGUUACUGUUUGUUACUGUUAUCGUGACCAAAU